AUGACGCUAACCGUGAAGAGUUGCUGUUGUUUUAGUUUGAAAACUGGCGGUAUAAUUAUUGGUGCCGUUGGCAUUUUGCUAAGUUUCAUCGUUAUCUAUGUUUUUGGCCUUAUAGACGCUCACAAUGUUAGUGUAUCGGAAAGCCGUUUUGACAGCAUCAUGAACGUGUUGAAAAUUAUGCCAUUUAUCGGCGUCAUAGUUCUCGAAGUGUUUUGGAUUUACGGCAUUCUGAGGGAGAAUCCAAAGCCAAUGUGUCCAAAGCUCUUUGUGUCGUUCUUUGCCCUCUGUAUUCUUGUUCCACUGCCAUUCGCCUCACUGUUUUAUUUUUCAAUCACUAAGGCGGAUCCAGCCACGGGCUCAGCUAUAUUCUUCUUGCUAUUUUGCUUAGCAGGUCUGGCUUAUUACGUGUGGAUCGUACAGUAUUCCUUAUUCAAGUCGAUAAAAGAAGCCGAAUUUGCCAAGUAUUGUACAUAGGAUGGAGAGUUGAAACGUCAACAAGUCAAAUCCAAGUAGAAUAAACUUUAUUCAAUGAAAUUGGCGUUUUUUACAAACAAAAUUCAUAUUUGGAAUUGCCUUGUUAGCAUUUUAAAUCAUUUAAAUUCAACAACGGAUCAAUUCUUCUAAUGACUCGUAACUAAGCACAAUUAACAGCCGUAGUUUUCAAUCAAAAUUUGGAUUAAAUUUUAUUUAGUGAAAUUUGUGUCAAGUUCCAAUCAAUACAGGUUGAAAAAUAAAUUUAAAAAAGAAAGAAAUAGUCAAUUGACCUUACUCGCAGUCUAUGAAACACACAAAUGUUUGAGAUUAAACUUAUUGUUAGCAUAAGUUAGAAUAAUUGUUUACUAAAACUAAAUGUACUCUGUAUACAAAGCCAUAUCGAUCCAAAAAGGCAUCAUACAUUUUCCAAAGCAAUAUAAAUUCAGUGAAGAGAAAACAUUUAUCUGAGAAAUAAAAUAACGUUUGUUCAAUAAGAAAUUUCAUGUUUUACUUUGUGAUUCAGAAAAUUAUUCGAAUUCAUUGCAUUAUUGUACUUCUAAAGAACAUUCGAAGUAAGUCCACCGCUGUUGCGAUAUACUGCAGUGCUCUAAUCCUGAUUAUUUUAAAUAAAAAAACGUAAAUGCAAUUUGAAAUUCAAGUCGACUAACAUGAAACAUUCAAACGACGAUUUUUUUUGUCGAAAAUAAAGAAUUCUCUUCCCAUUUAAUGCAAAAUGAGUUCAAUGAGAUUUGGACAUCUAUUGUGUUUUCGAUGUAUCGAGGUAAUUCAAGAGAAUUGAAGACACAAAUUAUGUACAUGUAAACAUGGCCAAUGUUUUACAUCCAAUUUUCUUGCAGCAUAAACUAAUUGAGUUCGUUCGCCAAUAGCCGUUGACCCCAUCGAUGCUCUUUUUUCCAACCAAUUCAACAAAAUAACCCGCUUUUUUCUCUUUGUUGCGUGUUUGUUUCUGUCACACUUUAAUAAAUAAUAAACCAAAUUUGUAUGUCCCCUGUGUGGUUUAUUUAUGUCCGGUCAUCAGAAAAGUGCUCCAUUAUAUAUUUAUCUGAUGUGUACAUUGUACAACCACACCCAAAUAUCUAAAUUAUUUCCAAAAAGCGUGGACACAAUGAGUAAUUGACUCGUGUUGUCAACAGGUUUGAUUUUAUUGAUUCAAAAGGAAUUCCUUUCGACUACACCGAUAAAAUAAAAAUAAGCUGCCAAGUUUAUAGCCACUUCUAAAAACAAUUGCUAUGUGUGCUCUUCUUUUGAACGACAACACACCAUGUGCCCAACU
Messenger RNA from Sitodiplosis mosellana (orange wheat blossom midge), 1768 nucleotides. RefSeq lists its product as uncharacterized. The record is from RefSeq and is a predicted model, not a curated record. The transcript has 4 exons. Bases 1 to 474 code for a protein of 157 amino acids. NCBI's taxonomy places the organism in Eukaryota, Metazoa, Arthropoda, Insecta, Diptera, Cecidomyiidae.